CAACGUGCAGACGCCGAGCGUCAGUAGGUGUCAGAAGGCCGGUGAGUCGGCAGCAGCUGCUCGCCUCGUCGCUCCUGUAACCUGACACUUGCAGCUCAGCCGCCGCCGCCGACCCCCGUCUCCCUCCCUCCCUCCAGCCCGCCCCGCUGCGCCCUUGCCCGGCCCUCUCCCCACAGCCUGCACCAACCUCCCGUGGCCAGAAGAGCCAGAGACACAGCCCACUGACCAUGGCCCGGGCCCGGCGAGCUGUGCUGCUGUGCGCCGCUCUCACCCUCUUGCUGGAGCGAGUUUCAGGCGACAACGACUUGAACUUGGAGGAUGCCAUCUCCGAUGAUCGCCGCUUGAUGCCAACUCCCGCAAAACCUCGCAAACAAACAGGCGGGACAGAUACAGGGGAAUUUGACUUGGCAGAUUAUUUUGACUUUGACACCCCCUCGGACAAGCAAACAACCACCAAAUCUCCCAAGAGGACACCUACCAAAGACAACGAUGAUCUGUUGGGUUUUCUUCUAACGACCAAAUCUCCUAGCAGAACCACAAAAGCACCGGGAACCACCAAAAAGGCACCAAAGAAGAAUUCUGGCUCUGAUUUUGACCUGGCUGACGCCCUCGAUGACAACAAUGACAAUAGGAAAAGAAAUCACGGCAACCCAGAUCGUCCUUCCGCUCCAAGAUCCAACGGAAAUAAACCUAAAGAAGGAGGCUCUGACAUUUCGGAUAGCGAUCUUGAUGAUAUAUUGGGUGGUGGUGACUACAAACCAGAUGAGAGAAAGAAAGAUGACCCUCUGCCUCCUGAUGACCAGAAAGACGUUGCUCUGCCUGAUACAACAAUCGCAGGGAUUGUCAGUGCGGUGGCGGCAGCUUUGGUGGGUGCCAUCUCCAGCUACAUUGCCUAUCAGAAGAAGCAACUGUGCUUUAAAAUGCAAGGGACCCUCAAUCAAGUUUACCUGAAAGGGGAAAAUGUUGAAGCUGGGACUAUGUCUGAGCCACAAGCUGAGAGAAGCCUCCUGGAGACACAGUCAGAGAAGCCACCAGCCGAUGUUGCGAAUAAGGUCUAAGAUCACCGUGCUGGAGAAGACAGGCUCUACCCGGACACCAACCUCUGUUUAAAAUGGCUUCUUAUUUCAUUUAUUUCAAGUAAAAUGGCUGCUUAUUGGGGAGAAAAAAUGUUCCUUCAAGCAAUGGAGUAACCAUUGACAUCAGUGUUAGAUGAAGAAUGGAGUAGUCACAGCGGUUAGACUAGAUACAAUGUUGGCGUGUAGGUUGCACAUAGAAAGUAAUGGAUAAUGUGAAAGUAUUUGACUUGAAUGUGAGGAACAUGACAAGAUAAACUGCUUGCUUAGAGCAUGUACUGUAGCUAAGGGAUUUCUUUCUUACUUAUGAAAACAAUUAACAUUUAACAGAUGUAUCUAUUGCAGUGGCAGGGAAGAUGGUGGGUGUGAAGGGGUAUGAUUUACAUGCUUAUCCUGGUUGGGAUUGCGUAGAUUAGAGAUGGUGACUGUAUUAAAUACAUGGAUAGUAUUAAAUACUCAACGAGUCCCCCUGCCCUUCCCCAUCGAUCCAUUUUCCAACUCUGUGUUUACGCAGAUUAAAACGAUUCAUAUAAAGGCACAGGGUAGAUAAAUCACAGAUGUGUAAGAUCACCUUUCUUAAUCUGCAAAGUGCGUUAAGAUGAGUCAGGGACUGAGACCCAAGUGAACUGGAAGAAUAAAACAUUCCCUCUAGAACCCAAACCCUUCACUCAUCUCAGAUCAAGCCUUCCAACGCCAAACUUCACAAGAAAUGGGGGGGGGGGCUGCUAUCGAUUGAAAAUCGCAUGCCAAAUAAUGCACAGAUUGCAUCUGCCCGUUAAAUCCUGCAACAAUCACCCCUGCCUGAGUUAUUGCUUCAGAUUUUACAUGAGUGAUGGUGUGCAGCUUUACAAGAGCAAUGCCCGGUGCAGUUUGUGCGUGUAUAUAUUUUCUAACAGACUGUGUUCAGCAUUCGCUCUGUGACUGGAAGAGCAAUUUGCUUGGAUCAGUGUUUGCUGCAUAAGGUGGGAAUAUCAAUCAGCUUUCACCACCAAAGGACAUAAACCACUGCAAGCACUGGCACACCAUUCAUCAUGUGGAAAAGACUUGAGGCUGCUAGUGUGUUCCCCUUGAGUUUUGCUGGAGAGACAAUCUGUAUUAAUACUGAUUUCUUGUGCACUUUCUGCAAGUAUCACGUUUGUAAUGUUUUAUUUUAGGCGGGAGGGGGGGGUGCAGUGAAUGUAAUCUCGUGGACUUGGACAAUUUAAAGCAACAGCCUUCAAGAGACUUACAAAUUGUAGCUGAAUGUCACCGCUGUGCCAAAGCCAAAUUGCCCCUGGAACAUAACACAGAGUGGUAGGGAGAGAAUAGAGAUUGUCUGCUCAUUCAAUGAAGCAGUGCCUCAUCUGUGACUGAAUCUUUGCCCUGUGUACCUUUGGUUAACAUAAAGCCAGCAGUCCCAGCUGUAGACAGAACAACUGAGUUGGCAUUCAUUGCUUUUUGUGGCUGAAGUAUGAGGUGCCUGUAGUCUUGUGCUCGUCCCCCUUUAUACAGUGCCCUGGCUGUUAUGCAUUUUAAUAAAUGGUAUCAUUUUGCAUCACCUGCCCUUAGGCUUUCACCGUAUGAGCAGGUCAAGAUCACAUCCUGUAACCUUUGUGUAGGAAGGAACUGCAGAUGCUGGUUUAAGCUGUUGGUCCGAAGAAGGGUCUCGACCCCUAACUUCACCUAUUUCUUUUCUCCGGGGAUGCUGCCUGCCCCGCUGACUUACUGCAUCUUUUUGUGACUAUCUUCAUAUAACCUUUCCUGGGAUUCUGUAAAACAGCAACUCCCCCGGUAAUCAGUUCUCCUUUAAAUCUCUGCCUUAAAGUUAAUUCCCAGCUGUCCCCUUGAAACAUCUGUUUGGAGUAUUCCAGUCGGUGUGAUGCAGGGCAUGAGUACCAGGGGCAGUCAUACCCUGUAACUGUGCAGGCUGCUGAUUGCAUGACCAGCAGCAGCAGCAGCAGCAGCAGCAGCAGCAGCCGCAAGGGCCAGAGGAAUGAUCAAGCUUUGUCUGCGAGCGUUCACACACAGCAGCCGUCCCCACCUUGUUUGCAGCAUUGUCCCUGCCGAUGACUCUCGAUGGCGCACUGCAUACUCUCAGCCUCAUUGCAGUGUGCAGGCAGCGUUGUGGGCUGAAUACCAAGUGGGUGAGCUCGCUGAGAUCUACUGCACACAGAGCAACACUUCACUCGUUUCCCAUCUGCUUGCCUUAUUUGAAGUGUACCCAGGCAAACGCUCUCCAGCAAUGGCAUGCCGUGCUGUUAGCUCGUAGGCUUUGCUGGUUAGAACAAGGCCAUUUAUUCUAGACACAGCAUGUCGGAGUAACUCAGUGGGUCAGGCAGCAUCCCUUGAGAACAUGGUAGGGGACGUUUCAAGACGGGACCCCUCUUCAGACCGAUUGUGGUAGUGGGGAGAAAGCUGGAAGAGAGGUGGGGGUGAGAGGAAAAGCCUGGCGAAUGAUAGGUGGAUACAGGUGAGGAGGGGUUUGUCUGUGGGGUCUAAAGAAGGGUCUCGACCCGAAACGUCACCUAUCUACGUUCUCCAAAGAUGCUGCCUGACUCGCUGAGUUACUCCAACACUUGGUUUUUGUUAGUAGACCUUCACCUGCAGUUCCACGUGUCUUCAGUUUAGCACGUCAAAGUUGGGGGUAAAAUGACAGGUCAGUGAGGCUUGACUUUUUCACACAGUUUUCACACAGGUGGGUGUAUGGAACGAGCUGCCACAGGAGGUAGAUGAAUGAGGCAGGUAGUAUAACAACAUUUAAAGGGCACUUGGACAGGCACAUAAAUAGGAAUGAUUUAGUGAGAUAUGGGCCUAAUGUGGGCAAAUGGGUCUUCGAUGAGGCAUUGUGAUCAGCAAGGCGGUGUUGGGCCGAAGGGCCUGUUUCCGCACUGUAAGACUCGGAAGACUUUAUGGUACAAAAUUUAACCCUUCAAAAUCACCACAGGCCUAUCGAAUCUAAGCUGCCGAGAAGGGUGAAUAGCCUUGGUUUCCAUCACUUCAUGUAGCUAGGAGAAAGAUGCAAUAGUCCUCCCAUCUGUUGGGAAGCCUGUCUUAAAUGGGGACUUCUACCAACAGGAAAUCAGAUGACAGUGAACUGCUGACUUCUAUAUGAAAAUGAAAGAUUCUGGGUGUAACAGUAUGGACAAUAUGAUAUAAAACUACAAGAGCCGGCCCUUGGGCCCACAAUGUUUGUGCUGAUAUAGACUCUCAGGACUGGACUAGUCAGUUUGUCCUUAACAACUUGUUAAAAAAUACACUGUUAUAAUGCACAUUCCCAAUGUAAUCAAUUUAACAGUCUCCCAAACAGCAUUAAUACCGAGAAAUAGCAGUCUAACCCUGCCCAGCGAAUGUUAGCAGUGUCUAAUUUAAAUCUUUAGAUGUUCACACAUGGAGAGCAGCAGAUUCUGAAUUAAAACACUAGCGCGGUGCAUUGCUUUAUUACUUAUUAUUCCCUCUGCUUCAUUGUGGUGAGGAUUUAUCACUGCCUGCCACGCUGCAGGGAAGUUGCAGAAGCUGGUAAAUAAUCAAUAGCUGCGUGGCGGAGAGGAGCGGAUGCUUAAAGCGGUGGCGUAUCUGUAGCACAGACAUUCUUUUUGUUAAUAAUGUGCAAGACGGAUGGGGGGAACAUGCUUCUGCAGGCUGGAUCCAAGGACAGUCUAAAAAUAAAAGCCUGGCCUUUCUCGGGGGAAUAUAAAAUAUUUGCCUCACAUCAGUGAAUGGGAAAAAAUGUCGCUAAAUCACAAAAAGAUGUCAGUGGCGCAGCGGUAGAGCAGCUGCUUUACAGCGCCAGAGACCCAGGUUUGGUCCUGACCAUGGGUGCUGCCUGUACCGAAUCUGUACGUUCUCCCUGUGACCUCGUGGGCUUUCUCCGGGUGCUCUAGUUUCCUUCCACAUCCCAAAUACGUGCAGGUUUGUAGGUCAAUUGCCUUCGGGUAAAAUUGUAAAUUGUCCCUAAUGUGUAGAAUAGUAUGGGGUGAUUGUUGAUCGGAACGGACGAAUGGACCUUUUUUCUGCGCUGUAUCUCUAAAGUUGUCCCUCAGUCCAUCCAGCUUGAUUGGGAGUAAUGUAUAUUUAUAUACAGUAUGAUUUAUUUUGGUAACAUACAAAACAAACGCUAUUCACUGGACGUCAGUACAUGUGACAAUAAUAAAUGUAAAUUUAAUUUGGGAGUUAGCUCUUUGCAUGGGCAAUCCCACUAUUCCCACAAAUGUGCAGGUUUAUUGUCACAAACUACAGUGAAAAGCUUUGUUGUGCAUGCUAUGUAAACAGAUUUGAUAUGUUACAUUAAUACAAUCAAGCCAAACUCAAAUACAAUAGAUUUUAGAGAUACAACGUGGAAACAGGCCCUUCAGCCCACCGAGUCCGUGCUGACCAACGUUCCCCAUACACUAUCACCAUCCUACACACUAGGGGCAAGUAUACCGAAGCCAAUUAACCUACAAACUCGUAUCUCUUGGAGUGUGGGAGGAAACCAGAGCACCCGGAGAAACUUCACGCGAUCACAGGGAGAUUGUACAAACUCCUUACAGACAGUGCCCGUAAUCAGGAUUGAACCCAGGUCUUUGGCGUUGUAAGGCAACAGCUCUACCACUGUGCCACCCCAAGGAGGAACGGAAAGAAACAUACAGAGUGCAGAAUAUAGCUCUCAGCAUUGUGGCACAACAGUAUCAGGGGAGAAGUCUAAAGUCCACAAUGAAGUAGGUUGGAGAAUUGGGACAGUUUCAUAGCUUAUGGAAGGACCGUUCAAAAGGGGUACAGACGUCCCCAUCCUCUCCUCGAGCUUUAUAUUCAACUUUCCUUUCCAGCACUUAUCCAUUUCCCCUUUGAAUUCUCUCAUGAGAUCUACUGUCCCUCCAUACCAUCUGAACAGAACAGUAGACUAACGUGUUCUGCAGAUUAAUAAUAAAUUAUGAGGUUAUAGGUUUUGUACCCAACGUUGAUUGCUUCUUGUUAACCAAAGGUAUCAGUGGAUAUGGAAUAAAUGCAAGUACAUGUCCUGGCACAAAUCAUUGACAUCUCAAGAGCCUUUUCCUGUUUCUAGGUUCCUUGAUGUGGAUUUGGGUUAUGAUUUGAUUUGCCUUGAAGUUGCUCUAGACGGCAGAGGAAAUGUGAAGGCCAAGAAAUGUCAUGGGCUGAUCAGUUGUUUGUGCCGUUCUUCCUCAGUUGAAUUACAACAGAUUUCUCCUCAAGCCCCCUUUUUCCCACUGAUCUACAACCCUCCAUACUCUCACCUGAUGACGCUCCAUAGAUCUCAGUCUACUGGAUUAUUUUUUUCUAAUGAAAUAAUUAGGCCAUUCAGCCCAUCAAGUCCACUCCACCAUUCAAUCAUGAUGUGUUAUUGUUUAGGUAGAAGAAGGGUGCGACAAGGCUUUGAUUAUAUUGGCUGCUUUUCCGAGGCAGCAUGAAGUGCAGAUGGAGUUGAUAGUGGGUUCAUUUCAGGCGUGAUUUGUGAAUGGUAAUCUGCAGGACAACACGAUGUUAUCCGACCAUUGGAUGUCUGACCUACUUGAUCCAUUUCCUGGCCAG
Leucoraja erinaceus (little skate) is the source of this 6578-nucleotide messenger RNA. It is a transcript of the gene cd99l2, whose product is annotated as CD99 molecule-like 2. Bases 228 to 1058 code for a protein of 276 amino acids. The record is from RefSeq and is a predicted model, not a curated record. The transcript is spliced from 12 exons. Lineage: Eukaryota; Metazoa; Chordata; Chondrichthyes; Rajiformes; Rajidae.